AUGUAUCAAGAUAAAGUACCACAAUCGGACUAUGAUUUAUAUGUAAAAGCUUUAAGUUCUACCGUAUUUAUUAGUAUAGUACCCUUUUUUAUAUUGUUUUUCAUUCCUAUUGAUGGAAGUGUUGAAAAACAACCGCUUUUGAAAAUAUUAUUGUCGUUUGCUUCUGGUGGCCUUCUUGGUGAUGCAUUUUUACACUUGAUUCCACAUGCCCUUACACCACGUGAAGAUAAAAGUGGUCACAGUCAUAGCCAUAGUCAUUCACAUGGAAAAGACCAACAUGAACCUCAUGAUAUGACAGUUGGCCUAGGAGUUCUUGGUGGAAUUAUAACAUUUCUUGUUGUAGAAAAAUCAGUACGGCUAUUCAGUGGAGGCCAUGGUCAUUCUCAUAGUACAGACAAAAAGAAGGACAGUGAUAAAUCAAAAAAACUGAAUAACUCUAAAAAGGACGAAAUAAAAAUUGCUGGAUACCUAAAUUUGGCAGCUGAUUUUACACAUAAUUUUACAGAUGGAUUAGCUAUUGGAGCUUCAUUUAUAGCAGGACAAAGCAUUGGCUACAUCACAACUGUCACAAUUUUAUUACAUGAAAUUCCUCAUGAGAUAGGUGAUUUUGCUAUUCUUGUGCAGUCUGGUUGCUCUCGAAGAAAAGCUAUGAUGUUACAGCUGUUGACAGCAUUUGGAGCUAUCUCUGGUACAGUUAUUUCAAUUUAUCUCCAAGGUUCCAGCGAUGGACUUGUUUCAUCUCUCAUAUUACCAUUUACUGCAGGUGGAUUUAUUUAUAUUGCAACUGUAUCUGUGAUUCCAGAACUUUUAGAAGGAUCAAAUAAUAAAUUUUCACAGUCUAUCAAAGAAAUAAUGGCUCUUUUGGCUGGAGUGUACAUGAUGGUUUUAAUUGCACAAUAUGAAUAG
Parnassius apollo (apollo) is the source of this 906-nucleotide messenger RNA. NCBI's taxonomy places the organism in Eukaryota, Metazoa, Arthropoda, Insecta, Lepidoptera, Papilionidae. The record is from the annotation of a GenBank genome assembly.